Molecule: messenger RNA, 8856 nt
Organism: Leptosia nina
Lineage: Eukaryota; Metazoa; Arthropoda; Insecta; Lepidoptera; Pieridae
Source: the annotation of a GenBank genome assembly
AUGGAUCUAUGUAGCCGGAUUUAUAUAGGAUUAUUGGCGCUAUGCCAACUACCAUAUAUAUGUUUGGCUUGUCAAAUGGAUGGAAUCACAAAUUGGAAUCUACGUGCUGAAGUGAAUACACUUGAUACUCAAAUUGGAACAUUUUUUGAUCGAACCACGAGCAAUAUUCAACGCAUAGAAAACAUAGCGCACGGAGAAGGUCUAAACCGAGGUCCAUAUAUAGAAGUUAAACAUGAAGACUCGCGGUUCACAGUUGCUACAGUUGCAUCUUUUUCGGAUUACGAAAAAUAUGAAACAUCUAAGACUAUGAGAGUUACUGUAACGUUUAUCUGCUCUCCGGAAUCAAUGCCAUCAUCUCGUUCUCUGAUUCUCCAAAUCGCAAUAACAGACACGAACAACCAUGCACCGGAGUUCAUACCAACUAGUGGUUAUAAGUUCACUGUGACCCCACCCUUACCUCCAGGGUUCAUGGUGACAGGAUGCAAUAAUGAGAUAAUCGUAGAAGACAUCGACCUUACCACACAAAGAAUUGAAUUUACGAUGGACGACAAUCCCGAUUUUGAGAUACUCUUCGACAAAUCAACUGAAGCGAAACGUUUUUCAGCAAGUUUGAGAGUAAAGAGGUUUAUAAGAACGAUAUCUGAACCUCUGAAUUUUACAAUUAGUGCGACAGACGUCGAUGAAACCAACAACCCCUCACGUACGACAACCACGACGCUUCAAAUAAUACCAGAUACGCAAUUUCAAUUACCAGAUGAACUACAAUUUUCAAAGGCCUUCUACACAAUCAGUUAUAACGAAGAUCACAACCUAAUAACUGAUGAAAUGAUUUUCUUGACACGCGGUUAUGACGAUCUAGUUAAUUUUAGCUUAGAAGGAACACAUGCGAGUAACUUUAACAAAGUUGCAAUCGGAAAUAACGUAACGCUUACAGUAAGAACUCCACUAUCUUCGGAUAUUAUGCAGCAGAAUCAAUUAUAUCUGGUUCUUCGUGCUGAAAGAGAAGACACUAGCGGAACAACUGCUACUAUUAUAGUACAAUUGCCUGAUGCUAGGGUAUUGAGUUUCGACUCUUCAAAGUACCGAGGGAAAUUAGAAAAUAAUCAACUACAACAUAGCGUUAUCAGCUUGAGCGAAGGUUUUAAGGACGACGUAGUUUUUCGGUUACGUGGUGAUCUCUCUGACUACUUUACCGUUUCAAAUCAGCGAAAUCCAGUUAUUACUUUGAAGAGUAACAUUCCCCAAGAAAUUAUAAGGGCGAAUAGUUUUAUUCAUUUGGAAAUGACAGCAUCAGGAUCACAUACAACAACUGCGUCUACGGCGAUAAUAUUUGACAUUGUCAAAGAAGAUUUUAUUACACCUGUCUUUAGUCAGAAAGUUUACGAAGCACUUUAUGUAAAUGCGACGCAUAUGAAUAUUGAUGAUAUUAUGUUAAAUCAAGGAUAUGAUAACACUGUGAGAUUUCAACUACGCGGAGAACAUUUCAAUUAUUUUGCAUUAAACAAUGACGAAAGCAAUGUUUUGGUAACGUUGAAGUCUUCUAUACCGACCAAUGUUAUUCUUUCUGUAAAAUCCUUUAUUUUGUACAUAGUAGCUACAAAACCAAACACUGUAGGUGGAAACACAGCGCUUGUUGUAAGGUUUCCGAGAGAUUUAACGGAGCCCGAAGUAUUAAGGUUUUCCAAAAAUUCUUACCGUGGGACCUUAGAAAGAAAUGUUAUAACUAUCGAAGAUAUGAUUCUUGAAGAUGGAUUUACAGAUCAAGUCCGGUUUAUACCGAGUGGAGAAUACUCCGAGUUUUUCACAUUUACCAAUAGCGGAAAUAGACUACUUAUAACACCAAAGGAUGCAUUGUUAGAACAGGACUUAAGAAAUGUUAAUUUUAUAACGCUUGAUGUAGAAGCUCGAAAAACUGAUGCCAUAUCUAGCACGACCACUAUAGUUCUUAGCGUUGUAAAGGAAGAUAUUAUCCAGCCAGUAUUUGAAAAAGCUUAUUAUACGGGAGUAUAUAGCAAGAAUACUGGUUUACGAUUCAAUGAGAUUAUUAAAUUAUCGUCAGGUUUUGAUAGUACAGUGUCAUUUCAGUUAGAAGGAGAAUCGUCGCAAUGGUUCUAUAUAACCCAAAGCGAGAAUUCAAUUACGUUACUUAAAAAUACAACUAACGUAAUACCAAAUGAUGUUUUUGAAAAUAAUAAACAAAUAUGGUUCACUAUUGAAGCAUUAAAACCGGAAACAACUAGAGAAAGAUCUGUUAUAUCAAUUGAACUUCUGAAAGAAGAUAACUUAAACUUCGAAAAAGCAUAUUAUGUAGGCUCCUUGGAUAAUACUAUUGUUACCUUAGAAGCAAUAACAAUAACAGGAAACUACGAUGCAACAACUCAUCGAACCACAUUACACGGUGACUUAGCUAAUUAUUUCCGGAUUACUGGAGAAGGGCCAUCAAUAAGAAUUGUUCUAAAUCAAAAUCUGCCAGACAACGCUGUUCCUAAGAAUAAUUUAAUCACAUUAGAGAUACGUAUAUCAAAAUCAGAUCAGACGCUUGCUCGGGCGGCUAUAGUAAUAAAAGUGACAAGACAAGAAAUCAAUAAGACGAUUAGUUUCGAACGUGCCUACUACACUGGCCGUUUGACGUCAGCAAAGGAUCUACUUUUUGAGCAUACCAUUUCACUCGCUGAAGGUUACGACGACAGUGUUCAAUUUGACCUAGAAGGAGCUUCAUCAGAAUGGUUUUACAUAGUUCAAAAUAGUAAUUCAGUCAGACUGCACAAAAACACAACGAAUAUGAUUCCAAAUGAUGUUAUAGAAAAUAACAAUCAUAUUUUAUUCACUAUAGUGGCAAACAAGCCCGAAGCAGUUAAGGGGCAAGCUGUUAUAUCUAUAGAGCUUCUUCGAGAUACUACAAAUAAUAAAAUAGAAUUUGACAGACCAUAUUACGUCGGGUCUUUAAACGAAAGUACUUUAACAUUGGAACCGAUGGCACUAAUAGGAAACUAUGAGGAACCCCUUAUUACGACUUUGCAUGGCGCUCUGUCCACGUACUUUAAAAUCUCUCAGCAAGGAUCUACAGUCGGAGUGACUCUUGAGCGAGAUCUACCAAAUGAUUCUACUCCCAAAAAUAAUUUGAUAACAUUAGAGAUGCGUGUCUCGAAAUCGGAUCAGGCGCUGGCUCGGGCUACUUUAGUCUUAAAAGUAAUCAAACAAGAUGACACUAUUGAAUUACCAAAGCCAAUUCGUUUUGAUCGUCCCUAUUAUACAGGUCGCUUAACAUCAGAGAAAGUUUUGAUUUUUGAGCAGAGAAUGAGACUUGUUGAAGGCUACGAUGAAAAUAUUGAAUUUAGCCUAGAAGGAGAUUCAUCAAAAUGGUUUUAUAUCUCUCAAGAAGGAAACUCUGUAACAUUACAUAAAAAUACGACAAAUAUGAUACCAAACGAUAUUAUACAAAAUAACAAUAAUAUUAUAUUUACUGUUUCCGCUACUAAGCCAGAAACGGUUAUGGGCCAAGCAGUUAUUUCCAUUGAAAUUAUUCGAGAAACUGUAAAUAGCAAUAUAGAUUUUGAUAAACCAUAUUAUAUCGGAUCACUAAAUGAAAGUAUUCUAACAUUAGAAAUAAUAAAACUGACUGGAGAUAUUGAAGACUCUCAUAUGAUUACAUUGCACGGCGUCUUGUCCACAUACUUCAAAUCGUCAAGACAAGGAAAUACGGUCGGAGUGACUCUGAACCGCGACCUACCAGAUGAUUCUAUUCCUGAAAAUAAUUUGAUAACAUUAGAGAUGAGGGUCUCGCAAUCAGAUGAGGUGCUGCUAGCUCGAUCUACUAUUGUUCUAAGAGUUAUUAAACAAGACGACAAGGUACCACAGCCGGACUCAAUUCGUUUUGAUCGUCCGUAUUAUACAGGUCGUUUGACAUCAGAAAAGAACUUAAUUUUUGAGCAAAAAAUUACACUCGCCGAGGGCUACGAUACAAGUGUUCAGUUUUAUUUAGAUGGAGAUUCAUCACAAUGGUUCUACGUAUCAGAACAAGGGAAUUCAGUAACAUUACAUAAAAAUACAACCAAUAUGAUACCAAAUGAGGUUUUAGAAAAUAAUAGACAUAUUUUAUUUACAAUUGUGGCAAACAAGCCGGAUUCGGUAAUAGCACAGGCUACUAUAUCUAUAGAACUUCCUGGAGAAAGUGCAAUCAAUGUGGCCUUUGACAAAACGUAUUACGUUGGAUCUCUAAAUGACAGUAUUAUAUCUUUGGAACCAGUAACACUUACAGGGAACUACGAGGAAUCCGAUAGUAUCACAUUGAAUGGUGCGCUAUCCACAUAUUUCAAAAUCUCACGACAAGGAUCGGCUGUCGAGGUUGUUCUUGAGCGAAGCCUACCAGAAGAUUCUAUUCCAAGAAACAAUUUGAUAACACUUGAGAUGCGGAUCUCGAAAUCAGAGCAGGUGCUAGCUCGUGCUACCUUAGUUCUACAAGUCAUUAAUCAAGAUGAUAAUGUUCUACGACCAGACCCGAUUCGUUUCGAUCGCCCAUUUUAUACAGGUCGUUUGACAGCAGACAGAAACUUAAUAUUUGAGCAAAGAAUUACACUUACUAAUGGCUACGAUGACAAUGUUCAGUUUUAUCUGGAAGGGGAUUCAUCGCAAUGGUUCUACAUAUCUCGGCAAGACAAUUCAGUGACACUACAUAAAAAUACAACAAAUAUGAUACCCAACGAUGUCCUAGAAAAUAAUAGCCAUAUUCUAUUUACAAUUGUGGCCACUAAACCAGAAGCUGUAACGGGACAAGCAGUAAUAUCUGUUGAAAUUGUCCGUUCGUCGGAAAACGAUAAUAUAGAAUUUGAAAAAGCAUACUACGUCGGUUCAUACAAUCUAAAUAGAAAAACUUUAUCCUUAGAAUCAAUAAGACUGACAGGGAAUUAUGAUGAAUCCCAUUCUGUAACGUUACACGGAGAACUGGCCAAUUACUUUAGAUCUUCGCGAAAAGGGGCUCUGAUUGAUAUUACAAUGGAGCGAGAUCUCACGGAUGAUAUUAUUCCUAGCAACAAUUUAAUAACUAUAGAAAUUCGAGUGUCAAAAGCAGAUCAAAGUCUCGCCAGAGCUACAAUUGUUAUAAAAGUAAUAAGAGAAGAUAAUGUACCGAGACCACAGGUUAUGCGCUUUAAUCGUGCCUACUAUACAGGCCGCUUGACUUCUCAAAGGAACUUAAUAUUUGAUCAAGUAAUUUCACUUGCUGAUGGCUAUGAUCAAACUGUCAAAUUUGAACUACGAGGAGAUUCAGCGCAAUGGUUCACUUCUAGUACAAAUGGUAACGCAGUUACGUUACGUAAAAGUGAAACUAAUACAAUACCAGAUGAAGUAAUUAACAACAAUAAUCAAAUUUUAUUUACCAUUGUGGCGACUAAACCAGAAAAUGAAACAGCACAGUCGGUGAUUGUUUUAGAAAUUGUACGUGAAUCUAUAUCUGACACUGAAUUAGAUUUCAAUAAACUUCAUUAUAUUGGAUUUGUAAAUAAAACAAUGGUGACGUUGGAAUCAAUUACGGUAACAGGGAACUAUGACGAGACCGUAGAAAUUACUCUACACGGUGAUGGCGCAACCUAUUUCAGAACUUCCCGACAAGGAACUAUCAUAGAUAUCACGCUUAAAGAAAACCUUUCAGAGGAGUACAUUCGCAAUAAUGAUAUUGUAACCUUAGAAAUAAGAGGGACAAAACAAACUAAAAUCCUAGCUAGAGCUACUAUAGUUUUGCAAGUUAAAAAAGAUAAUGACGAUACUACAGAAGUUAAAGAAAGUCUUCGGUUUGAACGUGCUUAUUAUACUGGUCUAUACAAUUUACAGAAUAAUCUCGUUUUUGAUCAAACUCUAUCAGUCACCGAAGGAUAUGAUGAAACUGUAAAGUUUUCCUUAGAAGGAGAUCAGGCCAAAUGGUUCCGCUUAGAACAAUCAACAAUGACAGCAACAUUAAUAUUACGUGAACCCGUACCUUUAGAAGUAGUCAACAGUAAUAUAAAGCUUAUUUUUGUUGUGCGAGCUGAUAGAGACAGUGAUAAAGCAAUAACUAGAUCAUCUAUUGUUAUUACAAUAGAAAAAGGAGAACCAAGUUCUACAGUAAUGAGAUUUGAAAGACAAAACUACGUUGGUUCCAUUGAUGGCAAUAAUCUAAGCUUGGACCCGAUUGUGUUAACCGAAGGAUAUACAAACAUGGUCGCGUUUAAUUUACUUGGAGAACAUAAUGGCUAUUUCAGCAAAUCAAUUGAAGGAAAUACAGUCACUAUUCGUCUUCAACGAGAAAUACCAGAAGACAGUGUUCCGACUAAUCGAAUUAUUACGAUAAACAUCCGCGCAACAGCCCCACGAGCUAUCCCUGCGUAUGCAGCUAUAGUUUUCAAGGUUGCUGAAAAUAAAGAUACGCCACAGAAAUAUUUAAGGUUUGAGCAACCGUACUACUCAGGAUCAUACGCAGAAAACACUGGUUUAGUAUUUACUUCUGAAAUCAAACUCACGGCUGGUUUUGAUGAAGCAACUACAUUUACUUUAACUGGAGAGGAUUCAACUUGGUUCAAUAUCCGCCAAUCUGGGAAUUCAGCAACAUUACUACUGCGAAGCACUUUACCAGAAAAUGUGCUGAACAGCACCAGACAAUUCGUAUUCAUCGUGCAAGCCCAGAAACCAAGCGUCGAGGCCGUUCUUGCUCGAUCUGUUAUUAUCAUCGAGAUACAGAAUAAUCGAACACCGGAAUCUACAGCUGCAUUUGACAAAGUGCUUUACACGGGACGUUUAGAAAAUGGCCAACUUGCACACGAAACGAUUACAUUGUCAAAUCACGAUGCAGUGCAAAUCGCAGGCGAAUACAGACCAUUUUUCAAGGCAUCUGUGACAAAUGGAAUUGUGACUGUGGAGCUAACGUCCGCAAAUGUGCCGAGUGGCGUAACUUACGUCGCCCUUAGAUUGAUUGCAGCCGACGCUAACGCUGUUCUUCUUCUGGACGUCAUUCAAUCAGAUACACCUGUGGAACCACCGUCGUUAUCAUUUACGUCUUCGUCCUACAUACUCCAAGCUCUCAACUCCUUUAUCGGGAUAGUUGGAAGAGUGACAGCCACAGCGGAUAAUGGAGAAGCUGUAACGUAUUCCCUAGAUAUUCAAAAUGAUCACCUACAACAACGAAUAACGAUCAACAAUGCUGGUGAGAUCAGCUUGUCUGCUCCGACAGAAAUUGGUACUUACAACUUCCAAGUGACCGCUAGGACUGUUAUUUCUCGAGUCACGGCUUCUGCGACGGUGCAACUGACAGUGAUCGAUGCUACAGAUAACGCAAUCAAUCUUCCACCCCUCCUAGUCUUCGAGCGUGAUGAAGAAGCAGCUCACCUGAAUAUAGUGCAACUUGACCGCGCUAAGUAUCCAAACUGCCAAUAUAGACUAACAAACCGAUGGCCACCAAACCAACCUUGGUUAUACGUAGACGAGAAUGGCUUACAUGCAAGACCUAUAGAUAGAGAAGACAAAUCCAUCGCUUUCAUGCCAGUGUCACAAAUUCAAGUUGAACUGAAUUUAAUCUGUGACCAGCGCAGUAAACGGUCGUUGGAUACAGAUGCGCAAGAUUCGAGCGAUUAUGGAUCGAACAAAUGGGUUUUGACUGAGAGCAUAAUGCACAGUCCGAGAAAGACAUUAGUCAAUCUAAUAGUUAGUGAUAUUAAUGAUAACCCUCCAGUAUUCAAUGGGAAGGAACGGGAACCUUUGACGUUUGGAUACCCGCGCGGUGACAUAGAAGAAACAGUUUUACCGAGGGCGUUAGCUGAGUUGAAGGCAACAGAUGCUGAUAUUGGGGAAAAUGCAGAACUGCACUAUGCCAGUGCUGAUGAGAGGAUUGUCGUGUCUCCAGUCACUGGUUUUGUGCAUUUGAGGAACAACGUGGUGUUAGAAGAUAACACAAUCUUCACAAUUAACGCUAUCGAUAGAAACGGCACUGGUCUCAGAAGUUCCUUGGAAAUCUUGGUGAGAUUACUAGACAGGAACCAAGUAGCAGUUGUAACAAUGAGAAAUGCAUUUUUGGACGAUGAAAACAGAAUUCUGGAGGAGCUGACUCAGUCCGUUGGAUACGAAAUCAAGACUCUCAGAAGCACAGUUGUAUCUGAAUAUGAAGAAGCCAGAGCCCGACGAGAUGUCACAAGGGGUGUAUCGUUACGAAUGUAUGUGUAUGGUCUACGACAGCGUCAGCCGGUUGAUGUUACUAAAUUAACUCAGGACUUCGAGAAUAAUGACACUCCGGCCAAUCUAGCCCGUGUUGUAUCGCUCGAAGAUCAUCUAGAAAGUCUACAGAUAUGUCCAGUACCGGAACGUGACGUUGGAUUGUUAGCGGCGACCAUAGUUCUUGGUGUUCUCCUCUUUAUAGUGAUCGUAACUAUAGCGGUUUGGAUCUUCUUCAAACGGAAAAGUGCAGCCGAUUAUGAUCAAUUUAGUGACCAGAACAGCUUGCGUUCUCGAAAUGAAUCUAUUGAGUCACCAAAAGUCGAAGCUGUUUACACUACACCUAGACUGAACAUAGAGGAACUGCGCAAGAGUGGCAAGAAGCUCCAAGAAAGGUUAGAUGCUCCGAUAGAUGUAGCAUCAAAUCUUAAUGCUGGUAUCUCUGAAAAACCUAAAGAAGCGACUAUAAAUAUUUCGGAAUCAGAUUCUAAAGGACCUAUUGUUAUACAAUCUAUUGAUAAAUUGAAGGACAAUGCAGACGAAUCGGAAGAUGAUGAAUUUGGAGAGAGACCACGUACCAGACGAAAGUCCGUUGUGACGUUUAAUGAGAACGUUGAAAAGAUCAUACACUUGGAAGACAGAUCCCUAGAUGGAGAAUCCGACGUCGAAGUAUUUAAACUAUAA